Molecule: messenger RNA, 1257 nt
Organism: Alosa alosa (allis shad)
Lineage: Eukaryota; Metazoa; Chordata; Actinopteri; Clupeiformes; Clupeidae
Gene: atp6ap1lb
Product: ATPase H+ transporting accessory protein 1 like b
Exons: 7
Coding region: 115-1116 (333 amino acids)
Cellular component (GO): proton-transporting V-type ATPase complex
Source: RefSeq, a predicted model, not a curated record
UGUGUGCGUAUUGGCUGCCACGGCUGCCCGUCACUCCGCUCAGGUUUAGGGAUAUGCUAUCAGAGCAGAUUAUGAAGCAGACCUCAUCUCGGGCAGUCUCCUCUGAUUGUCUCAAUGGCUAAACACAGUGUUUUUCUUAUUUUUGCACUGCUACCUUUUGUUUUUAUGCAACUGUCCUUGCCCUUUGAUCAAGUGCCUGCAAUCCUGGACAAAAGUUCAGAGGUCCCCCAGUAUCAAGCUAUCAGAAUCAGAACAGAUGGAGUGGACGUAGAGAAUCCAAGUGCCUCGCACGAGGGCAGUUAUUUGCCUGCAGCUGAGAAUCCGCUCAGAAGAAUACUGCAGCCUUAUGGGUGGCACCUGCAUGCCCAACCCAGAACUAAGCGGAAGCUACUGCAGUCGACCAGUUCUGGGCCAUACUCUCCACUGACCGUAGCCUACAAUGGCAAGAUAUGCAUUCUGUUCAAAGCCAAACGUCUGGCCAUUCGCUACAGGAAUCACACUUUCCUGGAUCUGACUGAGAGAGUGUUUGGGCCCAAUGCUUCAGUAGAGACAAAAGGCUCAGUCUGCUCCAAGGAAAAAGCAACAUUGUCCCUGCACCUUGGAGAUGUGGAGGACAUAAGAGGACUUGUCAUCAAACUUCAUAUGUCCAACACAUUUUAUGAGUCGGCUGGCCAGAACUGGUUCACUCUGGACAGUGUUCACAUCCACUACAACUGGUCGCACGAGGCUGUUUUCAACGCCACCGAGGUUUACGCCCCUGCUACCUAUUCUUACCACUGCCAGCACGUCAGCAGCUUACAGAAAUAUGACACCUUACUGGUGCCCAGCUCCUACACUGACAGCUCGGCAAACUGGCACAUCACAUUCACAGACUUCCAGAUCCAGGCCUUCAAUGUUCAGUCCAACAAGUUUGCCUCAGCCAGUGAUUGCGCCACCUUUUUCACCCCUGCCAUUCUGAUGGGCCUUAUCACCUCCCUGAUCCUGCUCCUGGUUCUGGCUUACGCGCUGCACAUGGUGGUGCAUUUAAAGCACAUUGACCGUUACGAAGAGCACAAAGCUACAGUCUACUUUCCUCGCAGCCCCGAGUCGGAACACCCAGACAAAAACAGUCUCUGAAGGACAGCUCCCUCACCCUUCCAGAAUUGCACUUUACAGAAUGCCCAGAGUGUUGCGGUGGGUGUGCAGUGGCAGAGCACAGGACUAGAUGGUCCCGGAGGGCAGCAGUGUCUUUUAAAAUCCCUGUUCCCAUCAGCCCCU